Psilocybe cubensis is the source of this 1950-nucleotide messenger RNA. RefSeq lists its product as uncharacterized. Bases 1 to 1950 code for a protein of 649 amino acids. Gene Ontology annotation, cellular component: membrane. NCBI's taxonomy places the organism in Eukaryota, Fungi, Basidiomycota, Agaricomycetes, Agaricales, Agrocybaceae. The transcript has 4 exons. The record is from RefSeq and is a predicted model, not a curated record.
AUGCCCACCUUCCCGCACCCCUUCGCCACCUCCUCCUCCCCCUCCCACCUGCACACCCACACCCGCUCAACCUCCACCUCCCACUCGGGCUCGGGGACCCACACACCCAGCCGCUCCUCCGUCAUCUCCCACGCCAACUCCUCCUACUCGCGCGCCGACUCCACCCGGCCCAUCCUCGCUGACAUGCACCACGGCACCUCCUCGUCUCUCACGGAUAUCAACGGGCUCCUUGCGCCUACGCUCCCGUUUGCCUCUGCAGGGGGAGGGGGGGGAGGGGGGCUGAGUCCGUCCUCUGCGCGAGGAUCGAAGGAUAAUCUCUCCGUUGCGACGGGGAGCAAUCUUUCGCUGAGUGUGAAUUAUCUGCCGACGAAGUUUAGUGCGAGUAUUGUGUCGCCUGGUGGGACGCGCAAUCGGAAGGGUGGCAAGGGAGGAGGGGGGGGUGAGCAGAAUUUGAUGCCGAAGAGGGGUGGGGGGUUGGAGGCGUUUCGGAGUAAUGAGGCGCGGAUGCCGCAGGGGAAGGGGAGGUUGAGGUGGAACAAGUUCAAGUGGAUUUUGUUAGUCACAAACAGCAUGCUGGUGCUGUACUCCCUCGCGGCACUCGUAGUGUGCCUGUUGACAUGGUUCGACAUCUGGGAACACGCAGACAUCAUCCGCACAGGGAACCACCCCGAACUCGUCCUCUCAACACUCGCAUCAUGCAUCGGGCUCCUCACAUCCCUCAUAGGCUUCGCCGGCAUCCUCCUCAACAACCGCGGCUUCCUCGCGUGGUACACGUUCUUCACCUGGAUCACAUUCGCCCUGCUCGUUACUCCAGGGUAUAUGACGUAUAAGAAGAGGACGUUCAAUUUGGAGGGCAAGAUCAACGCGCAGUGGUCGAGGGCCCUCGGGCCGGAGGGCAGAGCGAGGAUCCAGAAUCAGCUCAAGUGCUGCGGCUACUUCUCCCCCUUCGUAGAAGCGACCAUAACACAAACGUGCUACGCGCGCUCCAUCCUCCCCGGGUGCAAGCUGCCCUACCUCGAUUUUGAGAGGUUCGUGCUGAAGAGGUGGUAUGCGGCGGCGUUUGUGCUGGUGCCGUUUCAGCUUGCGGUGAUGGUUGCCGGGCUGCUGUGUAGUAAUCAUGUGACGUAUCGGUUUGGGAAGGGGAUGAUGCCUGAGGCGUAUAGGUUGAAUAUGAGUACGAUGGCGGUGAUUAUGGAGAAUUAUGCCAAUCAACUAGCAGACCAAUACGGCGCGGACAUUGCAGAUGAAAUUCUCAAGAAAUCGCGGUUGGGCGCCGCUGCCGCUGCCGCGUCCAACAUCCAUUCCUCGGCGAACGCGGGGUAUGGUGCUGGUGCGGCGACGCCGAUGGACUCUUCGAGCUCCUUUGGAUUUUCAGGGAGUAAUAACGCAGGAGGAGGAGGAGGAGGGGGAGGGGGGGAGGAACAGGUCAGAACGCAUGCUGCGAUGUCGCCUAUAAUUCGAUUGGGGGGCGGGAUCGGGAUGCGUGAGGGUGUGGGUGAGGGGCAUCUUGGAGUGGGUGAGGGGGAGAGGGAGGGGCUUCUUGGAGUGCGCCUGGUGCGCGAAGGCGAGAGGGAUGGUGAGGGCGAUGAAGAGGCUCAGGGCAAGGGGGGUGAUGGGAACGCUGCGAGCGCGAGCGCGGGUGCGGGUGCGGGUGCUACGCCUGACAAGAGAGGAGGAAGCACUGGGGCGGGGGGAGGUGGUGGUGGUGGGAUUGGGAUUGGGAUUGGGUGGUGGGAUUUGUUGGAGGUUGGGCUGCGCUGGAGUGGGGGUGGAGGUGGAGGUGGUGCUGGGGGUGCUGUGAGUGGGAGUGGUGGAGGUGGGGGCGGUGCUUCUGGGGCGAAUGGAAAUGGGGGCGGGAGUGCUGGGAGUGCGAGUGCUAGUGCUGGUGCUAAUGGGACGGCGACGGGCGCGGGGGAUGUGCAGAUGACGAUGACUGGAGGACGACGAUGA